CAGCACAGAAUACCUCAAACACGGUGCAGUCUGAAAUUGGUGUGAACAAAAUAAAAUACAAUAGGAACGCCAAUCAAAAUCUGAUCCCAGGGAGCCCAAAUUACAUAUAUUGGAUUUCCCUCUGGCGAAACGGUUGUCGGAAAUUCUGAUUCUCCUUCUUGAUUGAUUUUCUAUCAGGCGAUCGACGGCUGAGGACCUAUUCAAAGUCAUGUUCAAAAGUUUCUGGGGCUCUCAGGAGCAGCAAGCUCAGCCACGGCCACAGGAAAUCUCUACAGAUUCAUGGUAUCCACCUUCUGUCAACAGUUCAGCCAGCUCCUCACGCCCAACAACUCCUGGUGGCACAUCAAGCAGCUUCAGCAUGUCAAGACCAAACGAUCGACCGAGCUCUUUAUCUAAUGUUUCACCAGCGGAAGCAGCAGGCAUCAUUGCUAUGUUGAAAGAUAAGAGUGUUGAUGAGCUAAGAAAGCUUCUGUCAGAUAAGGAUGCUUAUCAGAAUCUCUUACUUUCUCUAGAACCUGUCAGAACUCAAAACAGGGUCAGGGAUGAACUUAAGAAUGAGACUCUGCAGCUUGCUAGAGAGAAUCUAGAAAAAGAACCACGAAUAAUGGAGCUAAGGAAUCAGUGCAGAAUAAUCCGCACUACAGAGCUGGCUACUGCUCAAGAAAAAUUGCAUGAAUUAGAGAGGAAGAAAGAAGAGACUAUGAAGUAUUAUUCUCCCUCAUCACUACUUCACCGACUUCAAGAUGCAAUGAAUAAAACAGACGAGGAAUCUGAGGCUCUUCACAGACAGCUUCUUGAUAGAGAGAUUGAUUUGGCAUCCUUUGUACAGAAAUACAAGAAGAUGCGUUAUGCGUAUCACAAACGUGCCCUUACCCAUCUUGCUGCUAAGACAUCUGCAACCAGCUGAACCUCGGUAUGCUAUCAAACUGAAUGGGCUUCUGGAUGUUAUACUGCUUCUCCUCUCCUAUGUAAAAUUGAUUUGUACGUACGACUGCUGUGUAUGAUUCCUUUUUGGUUCCUUUAUGUUUGAUCGAUUUGCAUUCAGUUUUAAACAGUAUUAUAGAGAAAUAUUUAGAAACUAUUCUGUGGAACAAAAAUCAGUAAAGUCA
Messenger RNA from Sesamum indicum (sesame), 1109 nucleotides. It is a transcript of the gene VPS37-1, whose product is annotated as Modifier of rudimentary (Mod(r)) protein. The record is from RefSeq and is a predicted model, not a curated record. Gene Ontology annotation, biological process: protein targeting to vacuole; protein targeting to membrane; ubiquitin-dependent protein catabolic process via the multivesicular body sorting pathway. Gene Ontology annotation, cellular component: ESCRT I complex. Lineage: Eukaryota; Viridiplantae; Streptophyta; Magnoliopsida; Lamiales; Pedaliaceae.